CGACCACGCGCAUAGGCGGAGUCUCGCCUGUGCGCGUGACACCAUUGCCAUCCGGCUGUGUCCACGGGAGGAUGAAGAUGACGACUGCAGCGGACAUGACGGGGUCGCGCCUCUUCAUCUUCAUCACACUGAUCGUGUUCCAGCCGUCUUUCACAAUGACUUCACCACAUCCUCAGGAACAACAUCAAAGACCACUUCAGGACUUAGUCUCACUCAGAUCCCAGCUGGUCCAAAGGAGUCCAGAACAGAUCCAGCAGAAAUCUGGGACCAAGGAGGACAGCCGGCAGGAUCCACCGGACCCAGAGGGGAACUGGACACGUCCAUCGGACCUUAUGACCCCCCAAGUAGUCGCCACCGAGGAAUCUUCCAUGGAGGCUUCUGGCGUCUUUGGAUUGGACGCAGACGAGCGAGACGGAGGUGAGGAGGGCAGAUUGGCCCGAGAUAGAAGAGACGAGUGGACAGACUUCCAUCCCAUCUUCAAGAGGACAAGCGCUACACUGGACCUGGACACCAUGAUUGGCUACAGUCCUUCCUCACCCGCCCUCGAUGCUGGGCCUCGGCAGCACCGUGAGCAGUUAUGGGAGGCAGAUUCUCACUCCAGCGGUUUUGGUGCCCUCCGCACCUCCACGUCCUCUGGCAUCGCCACGGCAACGCCUCCCCCCGAGUCUGACACAGGCACAGACUUGGGACUAUUGGGGGUCAAAGGCGAGGACGAAAGACGCCUCAACGUCCCCGUGAACCAUGUCGACAAAGACGAAGACGGCAGGAAACAGACAAGGAGACCUCCCACCCAUGUUUCGCCCAGCGGACACUUGGCUGGGGCCACCUGGGACUGGCUGGCCACACCCCCUCAGCAAGCACAGGUAACAUGUGUGGACUGGACGCAACCUGCUGGACAGGGCUACGUCAUCCUUAACAUGACACACAACCUCAACUGUGAGGAGUUCCGUGUGGAUGGCGGUGUGCUCCUCCUGAAGACGAUAGAGCGCCUGUUUGCCCGCAGGAUGAAGAGCCCAGAAGGAUCAUGGCGACUUUAUCUGAGCAAGCCGACACACGAACAACGGCAGAUGCUCAUGCACGUGGCAUCUGAGCAAGGAGUGAUCUCCACCAAAGACCUUCUGAGCAUGCUGACAGAAAUGAGGAUAAGUUUGAACAAGGUGGGCGUCCAGGGCUACGGCAAGCCCAGCCCAUGUCCGCCUCGGCCGAGUCAGACGCGCAGCGACUACAGCAAACUCUUCGUGGUCCUGGUCAUCAUCGGCUCGGUCUGCAUGGUCAUCAUCGCGUCAGGCUUCAUUUACAUCUGCUGGCAGAGGCGCCCGCCCGUCACCAAGAGCACGUUCCGCGCCGAGGAGAUGCACUUCGUGGAGAACGGUUGCCACGACAACCCAACACUGGACGUGGCCGGCGAUAGCCGGCCUGUGACGCGGGAGAAGACAAGCGCCAACGGGCUGGCGGCUGCGGGCGAAGGGGGCGGAGACGAGAGCAGUCGCUGGCAGGUGUUUGUCAAUCAAGCAGUGGCGGAAGAGGAGGAGGAAGAGCAGGACACACACCUCUGACGGCAUCAUCACAAGGACUUCAUCGCUUUGAUGUCGAAGUCGGAUGGAAAUAAAGCACUUUAACGCUACUUGUACUACAAACGUUCAUGUAUUUCAGUGCUACCGUUAGCUUAGCACGCGGCCUUAUACGUAUGUGUGUGUUAGCGGUGUGCUACGCUAACUCGCAGUAAUGUAUGUGAAACAGUUAAACACGAGUAGGGAAAUAUGAAUUUUGCGUCAACCAACCGAGAUAUGAUAUACAAUACAAGAUGGACAUUAUUUAUGGUUAUUUAUUUAUUUUUUAAAUGCUGUCGUUUCUACGUGGGAGUUAAGGCUUGAAGAAGAAUGUAAAAGGGCUUGAAGCAGAAAUAUGCAUGACAACAAAGCUAAUUAGACUACAAACUAAUACAGGACUGAAAAUACCGUAUUUCCUUGAAUUGCCGCAGGGCAUAUAGUAUGCGCCUGCCUUGAAUUACUGCCGGGUCAAACUCGCUUCCCAACAUAAUUAGCGCAUGCUUAGUAUUACCCCCUGGUCAAACUCGUGACGUCACGAGUGACACUUCCCCUGUCAUCAUUUUCAAAAUGGAGGAGGCUGAUUUCAAUACUGGUAAUUUGAAAUUGCAUAAAGGGAAGAAGUUUAAGAGCUAUUCAGUAGGGUUUAAGGUCCAAGCUUACACCACACUCAAAUUUUUACUGCAUACCUUUGGUAAAUACCGGAGUGAUAAGAGGUUUUAAAAUAAUUGGCGCAUGCUUACUUUUACUGCAUGCCUUUGGUAAGCGCAGCAGUGAGAAGAGGUUUUAAAUUAAUUAGCGCCCCGGCGGCAAUUCAAGGAAAUAGGGUAGUCUUUUAGAGCCGUGGUCCCCAACCACCGGGCCACAGAAUAUUUUUUUAUUAAAUUUAAUUUUUUUUAAAUUUAAAUUAAUUUUUUUAUUUUUUUAUUAAAAUCAACACAAAAAACACAAGAUACACUUACAAUUAGUGCACCAACCCAAAAAAACCUCCCCCUUUCAUGACAAAAACCUCCCUUUUUCAUGACAAAGAAAAAAAUAUGACAUGCAAAGACAUGCACCUGAGGAUAGGUUGAUUAGCAACACUAAAUUGGCCCUAGUGUGCGAAUGUGAGUGUGAAUGUUGUCGGUCUAGCUGUGUUGGCCCUGCGAUGAGGUGGCGACUUGUCCAGGGUGUAACCCGCCUUCCGCCCGAUUGUAGCUGAGAUAGGCGCCAGCGCCCCCCGCGACCCCAACAGGGAAUAAGCGGUAGAAAAUGGAUGGAUGGAUGAAAUAAGGCUGUAACAUAACAUGUGAAAAAAGUGAAGCUUUGGGAUUACUUUCCGGAUUUUCUGGACUACAUUUACACUGCAGGCCAAUGUGGCCCAAAUUGAAUUUUUGGAUGGAUGGAAGGAUGGGCCGCGGGACAAAUUAUCAAGCGUUGACCGGUCCGCAGCUACAAAAAGGUUGGGGACCACAGUUUUAGAGGCCUCUUCAUCCUAAAGGUCAUUGUUGUCAAUGCUGUCCAGUACAACAAGGAGCAUGUUGCUGCAACAAAUAAACACAAUAACGUCAAUAAAUGUUAAUUUAUUGAUUGUUUGGUAGCUCCCUUAAUGCACGUCGAACAUGUAUGCAGUGUGGCUCAUUUGUUUACUUGGCAAUCAUUAAAAAGUGCGGAAUAAAAUAAAAUG
Nerophis ophidion (straightnose pipefish) is the source of this 3213-nucleotide messenger RNA. RefSeq names its product podocalyxin-like 2 (gene podxl2). Lineage: Eukaryota; Metazoa; Chordata; Actinopteri; Syngnathiformes; Syngnathidae. Bases 72 to 1556 code for a protein of 494 amino acids. The transcript is spliced from 12 exons. The record is from RefSeq and is a predicted model, not a curated record.